AUGGCGUCCUCUUAUCCUAAAGCAGACCUACUCUUGACUGUCACCUCCUUCUUGUAUGAUCUUCAUCCGGUAAGAGAGAGACCAAACACCCUUACCUUCAUAAGCAGUGUCCAUCUUGAUGGGUAACCAUACCUCAGUUUGUUAAAGUGAUGUUUGAUAAAGGAGUCAUUAUGAUUGGAGAUGUAUCAGCACUGGAUUCACUAAUAAAACUGUACAGACCUUCUUUCUUCAAUCAAUACACGAAGAGAAGUAAACUCACUGAUACUAAUAGCACCAUUACAAUACCAGUACAAGAAACAAUGGGGAAUAUAGCUACUGGUCAAACUGAGACAAAGAAGAGGUAUAUUGUACCACCUACUGCUAACCCUAUUAGUACUGAAGACACUCCAGCUGCUGACAGAAUACCAGACGCUCAAAAUCCACUUACACAAGGUAUGUACUACAUGUAUGUACCAUAUGGCUAGAAAUUACAAGAACAAUAUUGCAUGAAUUCCUACCUUUUUGGAAAGUUUUAAAAAUUGCAAUCUGAUAUCAUUUAGACAGACCAUAUAUACCGUAUAGAGCAUAAUGUUUGUGGGAUGCAAAUUUCACAGAUAAAGUAAAUUUGCAAAAUAUAAAACCAUGAAAUUAGUUAAUAAUCAAUUAUUUAUUGGUCUGUUGCAAAGGAUUCACGAAAAUAAACACCACAAAUGUCUUUUUGACUCAUUUUUGCGAAAUUUACAUCCCACGAACAUUAUACCCUAUACAGUAUAUGUCUUUAUAGUAUUCCUAGUUAAAAGAUCAAAGGGACCACCCAUUCUUUAAAAUUCAUAAUGCCACAGUUAGGCAUUUAUAGCACACUUAAGUAGUUAUUUCCCACUUAGCAAAAAAAUGUAAUUAUUAACAAAAGAAUGUCUUGAAUAAUGAUUAAUCACAAUCAUGUUGUCUUGUUUCUGAGUUACUUGUAAUGAAAGUUAAAUGUGCAGUGAGAUAGAGUAGAGAAUACAGGAGCAUUCCUCUGUUCUGUUUCAUCACUGGAGUUCUCUACUUU
This is a messenger RNA of Amphimedon queenslandica, 1030 nucleotides long. RefSeq lists its product as uncharacterized. Lineage: Eukaryota; Metazoa; Porifera; Demospongiae; Haplosclerida; Niphatidae. Bases 150 to 464 code for a protein of 104 amino acids. The record is from RefSeq and is a predicted model, not a curated record. The transcript is spliced from 2 exons.